This is a messenger RNA of Penicillium oxalicum, 648 nucleotides long. RefSeq lists its product as uncharacterized. The record is from RefSeq and is a predicted model, not a curated record. NCBI's taxonomy places the organism in Eukaryota, Fungi, Ascomycota, Eurotiomycetes, Eurotiales, Aspergillaceae. Bases 1 to 648 code for a protein of 215 amino acids. The transcript has a single exon.
AUGGCUAGCCUCGAAACACACGAAGUCCUCGCUCUGAUUAGAGCCACGAUCUCGACCCUCGAAAACUCUUAUGAUGUCUACAGCGACAUUUUUGAUGCCGACAGUCUCCCGUCGGCAUUCCAGUUGGUAGCCCAACAUAUACAGGUUGUUUGUGAGGCACUCAAAGCCGCAAAUAAACAGGUGCGGGCGAUGAAGGACGAAGAAAUGUGCAAAGAAAUCAAGUUCACCGCAGCAGGGUGUGUGGAGAAAGCCAGGCUGUUGGAGACACUGUUCCUUAGGGUGGUCCUCGCGCCCGCCGCCGAAAGAAUGGGACGUUAUCAGCAGGCGGUUCAGGAGACGGGAAAAGGAGACCGCGUGGAAACCCUCAUGAAAGGCAUCAUGGAAGAUACAAAGCUCUUGUUGACUGUAAAGGAAGAGAUGACAUCAGCGACUGAACCUCAGCUUGAGCUUCUGCUCGAGUCUAUCAAGGAGGUAUCGACGAUCCCUCCAUCGCUAUCAGUUGAGGGCCAGACCUCCGGUUUUAACAACUUCGGGUCGGGCACUCAGAAUAUCAACACUGGCAGUGGCUCCCAGAACAACAACAAUAGCACCGGGCAGCAGUUUAUCGGCGGAACGUUUGGGUGCUUCAACCCCUUGCGCUCGAAAUAG